Messenger RNA from Halteromyces radiatus, 681 nucleotides. RefSeq names its product triose-phosphate transporter family-domain-containing protein. The transcript has 2 exons. Lineage: Eukaryota; Fungi; Mucoromycota; Mucoromycetes; Mucorales; Cunninghamellaceae. The record is from RefSeq and is a predicted model, not a curated record. The coding region runs from base 1 to 681 and encodes 226 amino acids. Gene Ontology annotation, molecular function: antiporter activity. Gene Ontology annotation, biological process: UDP-glucose transmembrane transport. Gene Ontology annotation, cellular component: endoplasmic reticulum-Golgi intermediate compartment; Golgi apparatus; cis-Golgi network.
AUGGUGAAAUCAAGCACACCGGUAUGGGUUUUGUUAUUCUCAUUUCUAUUUGGAUUUGAAAAGCCAAGAGUGACAUUGAUUGCGAUCAUCAUGGUGAUUGUGUUCGGUGUGUUUCUGACGGUAGAAGGUGAAACGAAAUUCGAUAUGGUUGGGUUUAUACUGGUGCUGGUCGCCGCGGUUGUUUCUGGUUUACGAUGGAAUUUGACCCAAUUGCUAUUACAACAAGAUCGUAUUGGCAUCAGCAGCCCCAUUGCCACCUUGUAUUAUCUUAGUCCCGUCAUGUUUAUAACCAUGUUGACUCUUAGCUUGUUGUUGGAACACCCUAUGGAUCAGUUUCGACAAUCUGAACAUUUUGACAAUAUCUACCAUGUGAUGGAAUCCUUUGGUCUGAUGGCAAUUGGUGGAUUCUUGGCCUUUGCCAUGUUGUUAUCUGAAUUGGCACUGAUUAAGAGUACAAACACCGUGACCCUCAGUGUGGCUGGUAUUAGUAAGGAAAUCGUUGUCAUCUCUUUAUCUGUGAUUAUCUAUGGUGAUGUACUUACCACCAAAAAUAUCCUUGGAUUGAUUAUUUCUAUUGCUGGUAUUAUUGGUUACAACUACUACAAGUUAUCGAAAUCAAAUCAAGACAAAGGACAAUACCAAAUGAUACCAAUGACCAUGUCUAGAAAAUUAGAAGAUUAG